Molecule: messenger RNA, 1684 nt
Organism: Xylaria bambusicola
Lineage: Eukaryota; Fungi; Ascomycota; Sordariomycetes; Xylariales; Xylariaceae
Exons: 1
Coding region: 152-1249 (365 amino acids)
Biological process (GO): canonical NF-kappaB signal transduction
Source: RefSeq, a predicted model, not a curated record
UGCCUAAGAAGCCCCAGUUAAUUGGCUAGCAUAACCGCGAGUUAUCUCCGAACCAUAAGUCUAGAACCCUCAAGUUUCAAACGUCAUCGCGACUACCAGUCCAAGGAGCUUCAAUGCAAUUCAGCGUCCCUGACAUCAAAAUGAAUUUGCGAUGACAACUGUGCCAUCGUCGCCGAAGAGGCGCCAUAUACUAUCCUCCAUCAACCCAGAGAAGCGUCCGAUUUCUCCAGAGAUAGAAGAAAGCCACCAACUUCACGGAGCCCCACAGCGGGAACCCCGCGACAGCAAUGAAGAACAAAGCGCGGACACUACGUUAGAGGGGACAGCGAGAAAGACGACCAAGUUCCGCUUCAAAUCCAAACGCUCGCGCUCGCAUCGGUCCUCUCGCCAUGAUGACCCUGACCGCGAUCGCGCCCGUAGCCCAGAUGCAGAGUGCGAGGAUAACCAGGAUGGCGACCCUACUUCAUCCCGACGCCAUCGCAAACACAGACAUCAUCGGCACCACCGCCACAAGCGGCGACGCACUCGGUCGCGCUCACCCACGCCUCCAAACCCACACGAACCACCACCCCUAAACGCCGAGGCCGCAUUUCGCGAGUCUCUCUUCGACGCCAUGGCCGACGACGAGGGCGCCGCGUACUGGGAGGGUGUGUACGGCCAGCCUAUCCACACGUAUAGCCAAGAGCGGCCCGGGCCAGAAGGCGAGCUCGAGCGGAUGGAUGACGACGAAUACGCGGCAUACGUUCGGCAGAGGAUGUGGGAGAAGACGCACCAAGGUCUGCUUGAAGAGCGGGCACGGCGAGAGGAGCGGCGGAAGCAAAAAGAGCGGAACGCUAAGGAGACGGCACGACUAACGAGAGAAAUGGAGGCGAGUCUGCGCAGGGGAGAGGAACGGAGGGCGAAGAGGGUGUGGAAGGAGCGCUGGGAUACCUAUAUCAAGGCUUGGGACGCGUGGGAUGGCACGUUGGAGGGCAUGGCUUGGCCGGUGCAGAGCGGGCGGCGCGAGGUUAUAGAUGGUGGUGCCGUUAGAGAAUUUCUUGUCAUGGGUAUUGACCCUGUUGAAGUCGGCGAGGUAGAAUUCUUGGCCAAGUUGAAGGACGAGCGCGUCAGGUGGCAUCCUGAUAAAAUCCAACAGAGACUUGGUGGACGGGUCGACGAGGCCGUACUGCGAGAUGUCACGGCUGUAUUUCAGAUUGUAGACAAGUUAUGGACUGAUACCCGCUCUAAGCAAAAGGCUAGGGCACAAUGAAGCGUUUGAUUUCGGUUGCAUAUUUGAUUAUUGAACUAGUUAGAGCUUUUACGUUUGAAACCGCGAUAGGACACUUGUUAUAUACCACUAUUGCUACUCGAUACGGAAUUUACAAUUAUCAUAUAGGCAUGUACAGAUCGUGAAGAUGCCAUGAGGACUUUCUCUCGGAAAUGGCUAGGCGAGUCCCAGAUGUUAUGAAUAGAUGUCGAGUAUGGAGUCAACUGCACUUUGAUUGUGAUAUAGCAGCAAAGUACACAAUACCAGCAACACCAAGUCUAUCUAUUUAUUUAACUCAUGUUGUACUGUGAUAAGAUCUAUAAUGGCAAUAGUCUCUUUUAGCUACUACUCCAGCUAUCAUUGACCCGAUCCUAGUUCUAUCGCCCUCUUUGCGAUGUUGAGAGACACUUUAAGAUAGUCAAGGCCAAGGCUGAACUG